Messenger RNA from Salvelinus sp. IW2-2015, 1687 nucleotides. RefSeq names its product AF4/FMR2 family member 2-like. Gene Ontology annotation, biological process: regulation of RNA splicing. NCBI's taxonomy places the organism in Eukaryota, Metazoa, Chordata, Actinopteri, Salmoniformes, Salmonidae. Bases 164 to 1687 code for a protein of 507 amino acids. Gene Ontology annotation, molecular function: G-quadruplex RNA binding. The transcript is spliced from 10 exons. Gene Ontology annotation, cellular component: nuclear speck. The record is from RefSeq and is a predicted model, not a curated record.
AGUGGUGUUGUCCUUGCAGUGUGUGUCAGUUCGCCAGAGAGAACACCGUACAGCAUAGCUAGUUACAUUUAGCAGAUCCACAGAAUUGAUAUAUGUAGACUGACGCAUAGGCUACGUUGAGCAGGCACCGGUUCCUUCCUGAAUCAGACAACGGGGACCAACCAUGGACCUAUUCGAGUUUGACUUCUUUAGGGACUGGGAACUGGAGCAACAGUGUCAUUAUGAGCAGGACCGCAAUGCGCUCAAGAAGAGGGAGUGGGAGCGGCGGACUCAGGAGGUGCAGCAGGACGAAGAUCUCUUCUCCUCUGGGUUUAAUCUCUUUGGGGAGCCAUACAAGACAGAAGCGCCCAGUCUAUCCACUUUGGGGGGGACCAACAACCUAAACAAGACAAACAAAGGUGACGCCCUGGCCAACCGGGUGCAGAACACUCUGGGGAACUACGAUGAGAUGAAGGAGCUCCUGACCAGCCACUCCAACCAGAGCCACCUGGUGGGCAUCCCCAAGAACUUUGUUCCCCAGACCCCUGGCCCCAUGGAGAAGCAAGACCAGCCCAGCUUCUUAACCAAGGGAGGCCAGAGGGGGAGCAACAGGGUGGGCACAGGGAACCAUACCACCUCCAUGCCCCCUCCUCCCUCCUCUUCUUCUCUGACCAGCUCCAGCCUGCUGCACGGCCAUCAGAGCUCCAAGAAGUCCUGGUCCUCCGACUGGUCCCGGGGAGCCCACUGCAGCACCCAGGGGGUGGGAGGUCAGGGGGUUGGGGGCCAGGGGGUCCAUGGGGUGGGGGYCCUGGGGGUCCAGGGGGUGGGGGGCCCAUCCUGCAGCAGGGGGAAACACUCCUUCACCCACGAGCAGCAGCAGCAGCCCCAAAUACACGAGGAGCUGCUCAUCUCACAGGGCGAGGUAGUGGACCACAGGGGAGACUCCAGCAGCAGCCCCUCCUCCUCCUCCACCUCCACUCUCUCCAGGAGGCACGGGGGCGGGCAGCAGCAGGCCCCUAAGGCCCCGUCGGCGGCCGAGCAUGGCAGCUACAAGGACAGCAACACUCAUGUUAAGUCUCCCCUGGAGCAGGAGCCGGGCUCCCACGGGGCCAGUUCCCCAGUGGCCUCUACCUCCUUGCUGCCCAGUGGCCUCUCCACGCCCACCUUCCCGCAGGGUCUGCACGUCAAGCCCAGCGCCGUUCAGCAGCAGAAGCCUACGGCCUACGUGCGGCCCAUGGACGGCCAGGACCAGAUGCCKCUGGACUCCCCGGAGCUCAAGCCUCCUCUGGAGGUGGUGGACGUGGGCUACAGCAACCCAGCUUUUGGCAGCACCAUCACCAGCUCCAAGAGCAAGCUGCCCAAGCUGACCCUGACACAGACUGGGGAGGUCGGCCUGUCCAGUGACUCCAGCUGUGUGGAGGAGAUUCUACGGGAGAUGACCCACUCCUGGCCUCCUCCCCUGACUGCCAUCCACACUCCAGGCAAGGCUGAGCAAACCCGGUUCCCUAUUCCCUCCAAAGAGUCACAACACAUACCCUCAGGAUGCGCUGGACAAAAGCGGUGCAAUGUUCCCGUUAACAAGCCUGCAACCAAGUCUGUGCCACAGAAGUCAAUGCUUGAGGAUGACCUGAAGAUCAGCAGUGACGAGGAAGAUACUGAACAGCAGGCAGCUGAGAAGCCCAAGCCCAGAAGUACACCUCUCAGGUAA